UGCACACUGCCGACCUGGAGAAACUCUCCAAUGAUGAUACACUGAAGGUUGCGAGAGGUCUAGAAAAAUCAGCAGAAUCCAUGAAGAUGAUGGUGGAAAAUGACAAAACUGGUAGUACCCAAGUGAGCAACAUCAAUACGGCAUCUGCAACCAUUUUCACAGGUAUGGCAAUCCUGAUGGAGUCUACUUCAACCUCUGACUUGGAUGUUGAAGGGUCCAACUUACAAGAGACAACUGAACUUAACAAUAAAACAGUCGGCACAGCUUUCAAGGCCAUCAGCAAUGUGCUUCACAUGUACGACACCCUGAUGGCAGCUGAUGGGGCCGGGAGUGCCUCACUUGAGAUGUCAUCGCUUCAUGCCAAGGUCCAGAAGGAGCCUUGUCAAGUUGGCCAGAAGAAGGUGUUCACAGUCAAUGACGUCCUCUUUGUAGUCCCAGCAUUCAACCUCCUCAGCAACAGUUGUGAGGAUAGCUUUGAAGUGGAGGUAAUCAACUCGGACUUCAACCCUUUCCGGUACGCGGGAAACUCCCCUGACGUAGAUUCGGAGGUGGCAGGCCUGACAGUGUGGCAGGGAUGGGACAGACGCCCGGUGCACGACCUCCCAGAACCUGUGGACAUGAUCAUCCCCAGGGACAAACAGCGCACAACAAGUUCUGUGUUCAAGUACACAGGCAGGGUCAGCAGCAGGGAUGACAUCCUUAGGACCAUGACUGCACUCACCAUCCUACUCAACAUCAACAGCACCAGACAGCCAGACCUGGACCCGCCACACAUGCAGCUGGUGUGGCAGAGAGCAUCCCCGCCGACUGCGAACAGCUUUAAAGCUGCCAGCUGGACAGCUGUGCUACCUGUUCCACAGGACCAGCUGUAUACACUACAGCUGCAGCACACAUACAACAAUACAAUCCUAACAUCCCACCCGUACUCCUGGCUUCUGCCACCCGAAGCUCUGAAUCUUACGGAGUCGGACUUACAAAACAACACAACUUUCUUCUUAGGUGUGAAGUAUGCUGGAGAGGACACCAGUAUCACUGUGUCUAUAUUGGAAAGUGCAUGUGUCUACUUUGGAGAAGACUCAUCCCACCAAUGGGAAGAUGACGGUUGCGAGGUGGGCCCACUUUCCAACAUGACACACCUCCACUGCCGCUGUGACCACCUGACCAAGUUUGCCGGGUUUGUCCCGCCCAAUCCUAUAGACUUCACGCCAAGUGGAAACAUUUUGGAGAACCCGAUAGGACUCAUCUUAGUCCUGACUGUGUUUGGUCUGUUCCUGAUCGGAUAUCUGAUGGCGAGAAAGGCAGACAGACUGGACCUGACUAAGGUGGGUGUGACCACACCAACCUGUCAUACAUUGAACCCUGACCCUGACUGUCGUUACAUAAUCACCGUCUACACUGGCUUUCGCUUGGAUGCCGGUACCACUGCACAGGUUUCCAUCACUGUGUUUGGUUUCCGUGAUGAGAGCCAGCCCCUGGCCCUGCAGGACGGCCGCCGUCAGCUGUUCCAGGGCGGCAGUGUGGACUCCUUCCUGGUGUCCUGUGAGAACCCCCUGGGACCACUCACACACAUCCAUGUCUGGCACGACAACUCCGGCCACAGCCCAGCAUGGUACCUGAGUAAGGUGGUGAUUCAACAUGUGACCUCAGGACAGCUUGACUAUUUCAUCUGUAACAAGUGGCUAGCUCUAGAUGAAGAUGACGGCAGAAUCGACCGUAUGGUCUUUGUUGCCUCCCCAGACGAGAUGGCAGCCAUCUCCAACCUCAUUAGCGAAAGGGCUGCAAAGGACUUCCAUGACGGCCACCUGUUCUUCUCCGUGGUUGGUCGUCCUGCCCGCAGUGCCUUCACCCGCACCCAGCGGCUGUCAUGCUGUCUGUCUGCGGUGUACAGCACCAUGCUGACCAACAUCAUGUUCUUUGGGCAGGGGGACAACUUUGACCCCCCGCAGCCCAUCCGCAUCAUGGGAGUGGAGAUAGAACCUCCAGUGUCCCUUCCACAGAUCAUGAUUGCAGUCCAGAGUGCAGUCGUCAUUGUCCCCCUCAACGCCCUGAUUGUACUGCUCUACAGGAACGCUGCUCCCAAACCAAGCAGCAAACCAGUCAGAAAACAUGCUGAGGACACAAAAGCUGGACUGCUGGUGUUCGCUGUCAGUUUUGUGGCUGCGUACUUCACGGUCCUGUACACGCUGAAUUUUGGGCGUGAGAAGGCGGAGGCGUGGUUUACUGCCUUCAUCACGUCCUUCUUCACAGACCUGAUCCUGAUCCAGCCAGUCAAGGUGCUGACUCUCGCUGUCGUCCUGGGGUUACUCAUCCGGAAACCUACAACAGAAGAUGACCCACCGCCUACAGAAGUGGCAGGUGAUGAAGAGUACCUACAGGCUGUGGUUGAACAGCCCACUGCUGAAGUGGGUGCUCCAGCCCCCCUGGCUGGUGAAACCCUGACCAGAGACAGAGCUAACCGUGUCAGGAGGAAGAGGUGCCGCCACAUCCUGCGGGAGAUGGUGGUGUACGGCCUGUUCCUGUCUGUUCUCAUGCUCAUGUCCUACACUGAGAGGAGCAGCCUGGCCUUCUACAUGAACAACUCCAUCAGGAGUGCUCUCCAAGGCACUGACACAGUCACACAGAUAUCUGACCCUGCGUCCUACUGGACAUGGCUGGAGCAGGAUGUCCUGCCUGCUGUCCACAGCCCAGCCUGGUACAACGGGAGGCCGUGUGAGGAACACCUGACUCUGUCUGAACACCUCACACACGCCAUCUCCCCCUUACAACUACGACAAAUCCGCAUCACACAAGAACAAGACUGCACCGUUCCUGAUGCCAUGGCUCACAUUGCAGCCAGUUGUCUGGAUGAGUACACUACAAGUAGAGUGGACACAGGCAGCUACAAUGGCAGCUGGGGGGUGGCAGCAGAUCAUGACUACAGUACUGACAACAGGACCUCACCAUGGGACUACACGUAUGGGGAUAUCAAUAAUGGUUUCCUGCAUGUUGGGGAGCACGGUGUGUACCCUGGAGGUGGUUACAUCGCCACCCUGGGCAGCACGCUGAAAGACAGCCUCAAGACCCUGGCACAUCUCCGCUCCAAUGACUGGCUGGACAACCGCACCCGGGCGGUCUUCACGGAGGCGGUUCUCUACAACCCUCACGCCAACCUCUUCGCUGUGGUCACCAUGACGACAGAGUUCCACAUCACCGGGCGUGCCUCCAUGGCAACAGAGCUGGUGAUCUUCAGGAUCCACCAUGAAGGCCAGGUCCUGCUGCUGGUCCUGCGGAUGGGCCUGAUGGUCUUUCUGCUCUUCAGCCUCGUCAGAGAAGUCCUGAGGUUCAACACACACCUGUUUGCUUACCUGAAGGACCCUUGGAGCUGGCUGGAGAUGCUGAUCAUCUCCACAGGCAUGGCCGCCAUGGGGCUGUACUUCCGCGCACAGGGCAUGACAGACGAGGUGUCAGGACACCUGCGGGAGGGUCCCACCCUGUUCCACCUGUACCGAGCAGCUGCCAUGUGGUACCAGGUGUACACGUACCUGCUCGGCAUGCUCACCUGCUUCACCUUAGUCAAGUUCAUCCGUCUUCUCAAGUUCAACAAGCACGUCAAUGCACUGCUUUACACCAUGAAGAAGACAGCAAAACCGCUCAUCAGCUUCUUCGUCACAACAAGCAUCAUCUUCACAGCGUUCGCACUGUCAGCUAACCUCAUCUUGGGUAUCACCAUCCCGGGGUACAGCAGCUUGCUGGGCACGUACACAAGCCUGUUCAACAUGAUGCUGGGCUCGUUUCAGUUCACCGUUUUGGAAGAGAGCUCCCCCGUCUUUGGCCCCGCCAUCUUCCUGUCCUUUCAGUUCACCGCGCAGUUCAUCCUCCUGUCCAUGUUCAUGACUAUCAUCAUGGACGUGUACAUGGAGGUGAAGGACAGUGAACCUGAGGAUGUGGGAAUGGCUGCCUUCCUGUGGGAGGAGGUGUGUGGGGUGGUACACAAGAUUAAAUCAGCCGCAAACAGGCGUAAAACACAUCAGCCAGCUGCCAGGCAACACCCUGAGUUCACUCAGCUGGACCAGAUGCACCAACUGUUAGAGGAGCUGGACAGGGACAAGAAAUGUAGAGAAGAGAGGCAAAGAGAAGAGAGAUACAGAGAAGACAGACAGAGAAAAAACAGGGACAGAAUGGUCCUGUACUCUGAGGCUCCUGGGUUGUGGUUUGUGUGAACCUGUACAUGUACUGUUGGUAAAGAAGCUAUGUCAUAAUUUAUCACAACCAGACAAUGUAUACAAUCACAAUGUAUCAUAAACACACCAGAUAUGAGAAAUGUAUCAUAAUCAGAUACUAUUGUAUGACACCAGAUAUGAGAAAUGUAUCAUAAACAGAUGCUAUUUUAUGACACCGAUAUGAGAAAUGUAUCAUAAACAGAUACUAUUUUAUGACACCGGAUAUGACAAAUGUAUCAUAAACCGAUACUGUUUUAUAACACCGGAUAUGACAAAUGUAUCAUAAACAGAUACUAUUUUAUGAC
Molecule: messenger RNA, 4504 nt
Organism: Branchiostoma belcheri (Belcher's lancelet)
Lineage: Eukaryota; Metazoa; Chordata; Leptocardii; Amphioxiformes; Branchiostomatidae
Product: polycystic kidney disease protein 1-like 2
Biological process (GO): detection of mechanical stimulus
Cellular component (GO): membrane
Molecular function (GO): calcium ion binding; calcium channel activity; protein binding
Source: RefSeq, a predicted model, not a curated record